Messenger RNA from Spirometra erinaceieuropaei, 1194 nucleotides. The record is from the annotation of a GenBank genome assembly. NCBI's taxonomy places the organism in Eukaryota, Metazoa, Platyhelminthes, Cestoda, Diphyllobothriidea, Diphyllobothriidae.
AUGAGAGAACUGAGGAGGGACGACAGCAUUAUCAUUCUACCUGCUGACAAGGGACGAUCAACCGUCGUGAUGAAUAGAGAAGACUAUAAUGAAAAAGCUAAAGCCCUUCUUGAUGACAGAGAAUUCUACAGACCAGCACAGAAGUCACAAGCCAAAGCAGUGGCAGAUCGGCUGAGUAAACUGCUUAGAGAAUACCGACAUAAAAAUGUGAUCACGGAGAAUGAAUGGCAUCAAAUGAGGGCAACUGACACCGCUCUAGCCCGAUUCUAUGGUCUGCCAAAAAUCCAUAAAGCAAAUGUCCCACUUCGGCCAAUCGUUGCCCUCAAAGGCAGCCCCACCUACAACUUGGCAAAGUGGAUGUACUCAAAACUGAAGUUCCUCCAAGGCAAUUCGACUAACUCAGUUCGAUCAGCCUCUCAAUUCCUCAUAGACCUCCAAGGUCGGAGAAUUCAAUCGGACGAAAUAAUGGUCUCCUUCGAUGUGACGUCGCUGUUCACAUCUAUCCCACCAAACGUGGCCCGCGAAGUCUUGCGCAAGAGACUUGAAGAGGCGUACGAUGAGACUCAGAAUGCCCUCAAAAUUGAACACCUCAUGAGGCUGUUUGAAUUCUGCCAACAAACUUUCUUCACUUUUGCGGGAGAGACCUACGAACAAAUUAAGGGAACCCCUAUGGGCUCACCGGUCUCCGGUUUGGUGGCAGAACUGGUCCUACAGGAGUUGGAAAAGAUUGCCUUCCUCCAACAUGAACCGGUGUUUUGGCGACGUUACGUUGACGACACGUUCGUCAUCGUAAAGAAGGACAUGCUGCAACAUUUUCACAGCCUGCUCAACGCAGUCUUCUCGGAUAUAAAAUUCACGAGAGAAGAAGAACAAGAGCAGCAGUUGCCCUUCCUGGAUGUGCUCGUCAAACGAAACCUUAACGGUGAACUUGAAACGACGGUUUAUAGGAAGGCAACGAACACCACACAGCUGCUCAGUUUUCACAGCAACCAUCCGGUGGCUCACAAACGAAGCUGUGUGAAGACGCUCUUCAAACGGAUCCAAACUCAUUGCAGCAACCUGGAAGACAGAGCGCGUGAGGCCCGUUAUCUCCGCGACCAGUUUGUGCAAAAUGGCUAUCCGAGGGCAUUCAUAAGUCGCUGCCUACGCGGUCGCCACCAGAGAACUCAAACAUCAACGCCACCGACGAUAUGA